AUGUCAAGUAGUAGUAGUAGUAGCACUAGUAGUAGUAGUAGUAGCACUAGUAGUAGUAGUAGUAGUAGCACUAGUAGUAGUAGUAGUAGUAGUAGUAGCAGUAGUAGCAGUAGUAGUAGUAGUAGUAGUAGUAGUAACACUAGUAGUAGUAGUAGUAGUAGCACUAGUAGUAGUAGUAGUAGCACUAGUAGUAGUAGUAGUAGCACUAGUAGUAGUAGUAGUAGUAGUAGUAGUAGCAGCAGCAGUAGUAGUAGUCGUAGUAGCACUAGUAGUAGUAGUAGCAGCAGCAGUAGUAGUAGUAGUAGUAGUAGUAGCACUAGUAGUAGUAGUAGUAGUAGCAGUAGUAGUGGUAGUAGUAGCAGUAGCAGUAGCAGUAGCAGUAGUAGUAGUAGUAGUAGCAGUAGUAGUAGUAGUAGCACUAGUAGUAGCAGUAGUAGUAGUUGCAAUAUUAGUAGUAGUAGUAGUAGUAGCAGCAGUAGUAGUAGUAGCAGUAGUAGUAGUAGUAGCACUACUAGUAGUAUUAGUAGUAGUAGUAGUAGCACUAAUAGUAGUAGUAGUAGUAGCACUAGUAGUAGCACUAGUAGUAGUAGAAGUAGUAGUAGAAGUAGUAGCACUAGUAGUAGUAGUAGUAGUAGUAGCAGUAGCACUAGUAGUAGUAGUAGCUGUAGUAGUAGCACUAGUAGUAGCAGUAGUAGUAGUAGAAGUAGUAGUAGAAGUAGUAGCACUAGUAGCACUAGUAGUAGUAGUAGUAGCACUAGUAGUAGUAGUAGCUGUAGUAGUAGCAGUAGUAACACUAUUAGUAGAAGUGUCAGUAGGAUUAUUCUUAUUCUUAUUAGUAGUAGUAGUAGUAGUAGCACUAGUAGUAGUAGUAGCACUAGUAGUAGUAGUAGUAGCACUAGUAGUAGAAGUAGUAGCACUAGUAGUAGUAGUAGUAGCGCUAGUAGUAUUAGUAGUAGCACCAGUAGUAGUAGGAGUAGCACUAGUAGUAGUAGUAGUAUCACUAGUAGUAGU
Messenger RNA from Oncorhynchus nerka (sockeye salmon), 1011 nucleotides. RefSeq lists its product as uncharacterized. The record is from RefSeq and is a predicted model, not a curated record. The annotation marks the transcript as partial. NCBI's taxonomy places the organism in Eukaryota, Metazoa, Chordata, Actinopteri, Salmoniformes, Salmonidae. The transcript is spliced from 2 exons.